AUGGCCUCCAUCACAUCUCCCCAUCUCAACGAGUUCUGGGAUGCAUUUACAAAGCACGAGGUUCUCAUCGUGAGCGGUGGAACUGGAUCUGGAAAGACAACCCAGAUCCCGCAGUUUGUGGCCUACAAGGCCCAACAAAUGAAUCUCCGUGGCCGCAUUGUCUGUACGCAGCCUCGAGAUUUGGCUACGGUCAAGGUAGCCGAACGAGUUGCCCAAGAGGCAGGAUGUGAACUCGGUACCCAAGUUGGGUAUCAAAUCCAUGGCGACGACAAGACAUCCGAGGAGACCCGGCUCAUCUACGUGACCGAUCGACUGAUGGUUGCCCAAGCCUUCAACGAUGAAAAUUUCAGCAAAUGCCAUACUAUCUUCAUCGACGAGGUCCAUGAAUGCAGCAACAAUAUCUACCUUUUGAUGGCACUGGCCCGGCGAGCCGUCAAAAAGCACAAUAUCAAAAUUAUUGUCAUGUCGGCGACAAUAAAUGUUGACAAAUAUGUCAACUACUUCAAAGACCACGCAACUGUGGCACAAGUUCACAUGCCAGGCGCAACGCAUAAAGUGGACAUUCGCUACCUGGGGGAAACCCCGCGACUUACAUCAUCUGGGCAUCCUGAUAGAAGCAACAUUGUGGAGGAGGCCUGCCGACUCGUGGCCAACAUCGUCCGAAACAGAUAUCCACCAGGCAAUGUUCUGGUCUUCAUGCCUGACGUCUUUGAAGUUGGGAUGACAUGCCAACUCAUCCGAAAGGAAAUCAGAGAAUUGGACGUCAUUUCUCUUCACUCGGCACAGCCAGAAGUUGCUCAAAACGCAAUCUUGAGCAGCGCGUCCACCAACAAGCGCCGCCAAUGCAUAGUUUCAACGAACAUCGCAGAGACGAGCAUCACCCUCCCCGACAUCGCUUAUGUCAUUGAUACCGGGUUAGAAAAGGUGAAGCGCUUGAUGGCCCGGACCGGCGCUUCUGAGGUUUUCCGACGUCCCAUCUCCAAGGCAGUUGCCAUUCAACGUGCAGGGCGCUGCGGCCGAACCCAGCCAGGAGUCUGCUUUCGGAUGUAUACGGAGCAAGAUUUCGAGAAGAAUCUUCGUGAUCAGCCAGAUGCUGAGAUUUCCCGAGACGAUGUUAGCGCAAUCUAUCUAAAGGCAUUGGCCUUCGGCUUUACAGCCGCGACUCUACCAUUUAUCGACCUUCCUCCCUUCGAGAACCUCCUAUACGCCAACGAACUGCUCCUUGAUCUUGGCUACAUCAAUGACCGGUUUCAGGUUACCAAUGCUGGCAAGCGUGCUGCUCAGAGCCCAUUUGAGCCCAACUGGACCUACGCCAUCGAGUUUGCCAAGGCGAGGCAUCCUCACCUCGCCCAGCACAUUGUAGCUAUUGCUGCAAUUUGCAGUUCAAUGCAAUCCAUCUUCCUAGCGGCAUCAAUGAGCCUUGCGCCAUCGUUCCUUGCGUCUACGGCGGACUCAAUGUCCGAUCUCAUUACCGAGCUAAAUGCUCUGUACGCAUUCGAGGCCGAGGAGCCCAAGCUACGAGGUGUCCGUGAACUCGAUCAAUGGUGUACCGGUCGAUCCCUCAAUCGCCCGUUGAUGGAGCAGAUCCUCCUACAGCGUGACUCGGCUAUCGAAACAAUGGGAAUCCGGUUCAACGACGCUCCAGAGGCUAUCAAUGGCCAAGAGGGAGAGAACAUCCGGAGGAUCCUGGCACGAACCUUCUUCCGGAACAUUGCACUCAAGAUCUCUUCCUCUGACGAGGAUGAGCGAUAUCGCACGAUUCAUGGAAACUUCGCGGCCUUGAUAGCCCAGGAAAGUGUGCUCAGCACUAGGGACCACCCUUGGGUCAUGUACGGGACCCUCCGGAUGGGGAGGAACAACCUCCUCAUGGAGAAAGUGACGCUCAUCGAGCCCGAGUGGAUCGCAGAUCUUCCUUUCUUCCAAGAUGACCGAAUGAAGAAGAAUUACCACGGUAAUUUCGUACAACGGCGGGUUAAGGAAGAAUUGGAUAGAAUCAGAGCAGCCAUUGAGAAUUAA
This is a messenger RNA of Clonostachys byssicola, 2016 nucleotides long. The record is from the annotation of a GenBank genome assembly. Lineage: Eukaryota; Fungi; Ascomycota; Sordariomycetes; Hypocreales; Bionectriaceae.